Messenger RNA from Papilio machaon (common yellow swallowtail), 4742 nucleotides. It is a transcript of the gene Acf, whose product is annotated as bromodomain adjacent to zinc finger domain protein 1A. The record is from RefSeq and is a predicted model, not a curated record. The transcript is spliced from 25 exons. Bases 219 to 4574 code for a protein of 1451 amino acids. Gene Ontology annotation, biological process: chromatin remodeling. Lineage: Eukaryota; Metazoa; Arthropoda; Insecta; Lepidoptera; Papilionidae. Gene Ontology annotation, molecular function: protein binding.
AAAAGAAGCGCCCAGCGCGCCGUUUUUUGGCUUGUCAACCGAAACCACGCAACAAUUUCUCUGUAUCUUGAUAAAUGUUACUAUUUUUCUCCAGUUUUACAUUGAAGAUUACGUUUAUCAAUGUGCCGCACAACUCGUAAUGUAAAACGGCCAAAGUGUUUUUCGUGAAACAUAUUGCAAAUUAGUUUUCCCACCGUAGUGACCCGCGAACUCUUAACAUGCCUCUAUUGAAAAGAAAAGCAUUUGAGAAAUCGACGGUGUCUGAAUACCUUCGCGACGACGACGAGGUCUUCCACUGUGAGAUCACCGACGAGAUAUUUAAAGAUUAUGAGGAGUACUGCGAGCGCAUUAUCCUGGUUAACUCCAUGGUGUGGACAUGUGAGAUGACGGGGAAGAACAACUUGACAUACGCCGAGGCUAUGGAAAGUGAGAAAGCUGCAAGAAAGUCUCUAAAAGAUUUUCCUAUGGAGCUGCGAAUACCAAUAUUGUACUUGGCAGCAAAGACCAAGCGAUGUUCAUUUGCUGAGAUGUCAGAGGAUGUAUUUAACUUUGUGAGAGAGAGAUACUUUGUUGGAGAGUCAGUUGAAGCAUGCCUGGAAGGUGAUCAGUGGCGGGAAGCCCAUAUACUGUCAGUCACAGUCCAGAAGCAACAUCCAAAUAGCACAUUAACACCUCCAGCAUCUUCAUAUUGUUACGAAGUAGAACAGUUUCAAGAGUCGGAACAGACCUCUGCUGGCCAGAUGGGUACCGCUCCAUAUGACCGCGUGAGGCGACGUAAAGGCGUCUACUCACGUGACAAAAAUAGACUUUUCCUUAAACAAUUUGUCGAACAAGGAAUUGGAGGAAUCAUAACUAUAAAGCAAUCAGCAAUGGAUAAAUAUAACAUAAACAAAGUAAAUUUCAAUCAAAUAUUUACUGGAAGCCCACCAGAAUUUGCAUCGUCAAAGAAACUUCUAAAGACAAGUAUGUCACCACCGAAAGCAAAGCUGGGGUCGGCAACUAAACUCAACAAAUCAUUGAAAAAAGUUAGUCCUGACAAGAAAGGUAGACAGGAAUCAAUGGAUAAGUUUGUUAAGAAGACUGAUAAAUCUGAAGCAUCACCAAAACCAAAACAACCAAUGGAUCCUGAGGCCAGAAAGAAUGCUCAAGAAUUAGCAGAGAAAAUGCGGAGAGCGGAAGAUCAGUUAAGACAGCGCAAGGAAGAGGAGAAAGCAAAAAAGAUAGCACAUCUCAAAGAAUGGAAGAGAAUCAAAGAUGACCAAGAGUUGGAGGAUCAUAAGGUUAUACCACAAGCUACACCCGUAGAAGUUGAAGGCAUACCGCACAAACAUUUCGGAGACUUCUUAUCUAUUCUAGAAUUUGUUCAUAUGUACAGUGACAUUCUUAAAGUGAAAGAUGUAUUUCAUCAAGACUUUGAUUUGGAGUUGUUCAGGAAAUCUUUGACAAUGAAAGAGCAUGCAGGAGCGUUCAGUGAUCUCGUGCAAAUGUUUCUGACUACAAUAUUCACCUUGCAAGAAGAUGAAGCGGAAGAAUACAAUGAGAACGGAAGCAUGCAAGAGUCUACAGGUGAUUCGGAAUUAGAAACAGAUAUAGGAGUAUCGAAGGCGAUAGAGUUGGCUACAAAGGCCAGCAAAUGGUCUCAGACGUACCUCGGCACGCCACUCAGCAAACUACCCCUAGACCCUACCACCGUCACUGAAGUACUCAGAUUGUACAUGCUUGCAUCUGGUGGGCUGAGUGGUGGACGUAAUGCGGCACUCAGGUCGGUACAGCGCGGCGGAUACACUGGUGCUGAUGACGCGGCGCUGCGCCUGCGCAUCACAAAGCCGGCGGUGGUGCGCCGAUUGGCCUCUGUACACGUUGCUGACUUGCCACUAGAGGACAAGUUCCUGAUCCUGCAGUGUCUGAUGAACCAAGUGCUGAGUUAUGCGACCGUGCGUGACGUCACUGAAGAGCGCCUCGAGGAGUACAAGACGAUUAAACAAUCCCUAAGGAUGCUGCAGAUCAAUGAACGUAAACGCGAAGUACAAUUGGUAGCAACACGUCAGGAAUUGAAGAAGGAAGCUCAAGCUACAAAAACGGAACAGAAGUUAUCAGGUGAUCAGGCCAAAGAGAUAGACGAACAACUCAAGAUAUCUAUAGACAAGUUAAAUAAAAAGAGUGACGUUAAAAAACACGAAUACGAGAAAAAACUCAAAGAGUUACAGUUGUCUCUUUUCAAGUAUACUUCGUACGUUGGUAUGGACCGUGCGUAUCGCCGCUACUGGGUGAUGAGGCGUGUGGGCGGACUGUUCGUGGAGGCGGGUGAUGAGGAGCGAGGUCUUUGCAGACACAAGCUGACCAGUCCACAUCUCAUGAGGGAGGAACGAGCUGGUAGUGAUAAAGAGAACGAAUCAGCGGCGAAUCUUCGCGGAUCACCAAAGAAGCCGUACGUGAACGGUGUGGGCGUGAAAGUGGUCGGGGCGGAGGGCGGGGCUCCGACCAGCGCACACGCACUGCAACGCGCCAGAGAACUGAUGCUGUGCACAGCUGAUGUCAACACAUGCUUUGUACAUGGAAAGGUGGAUCGGCCGCAUUGGUCUGUGUACCAUACGGAGGAGCAAAUUGUUGCACUAUUGGCUUCGCUCAACAGGCGCGGUCUGCGCGAGAACGAGCUCCGCCACAGUCUUGAGCAGGAUGGUGCUCAUUUACUUACGCACGUCGCCAGUUGUCCGCUGCAUCUACUCAACCCUACUGUUGCACCUCCUCCUGCGCAGACUUCACAGCACAUGACACGACGGCGCUGGCAGCCAUCGCUGAGUGUACCCGCAGAUACGUCACUCAGUGAGGCAUUAGAACUAUCUCUGAGAGACCAUAUACUGGAACUGGAGGAGAAGAUAUUCCAUGGAUGUUUGGGAGCACUUAAAGUUAAGGACCGUGAGGCGUGGCGCGGCACUCUGAUGCUGAAGGGCUACGACAAGCAGGCGGAGUACCUCAGCUGGGGACCUGGACAGAAGUACAGGGAUGACUAUCAUCAGCCUAACGGUGUGCUCAAAUUACCUAACGAUGUAGACAAAGAAGAAUUGGAAGCUAUACCAAUAAAUAAAUACCGUGACCCUGGACAUUAUCUGGAUGCACCAAAGAUGAACGGCAUCAAGAAUGGGUAUGAGGAGACACGGGAGCCAAGCGCUGAGGUGGUGCGGGGUCUGGCCUGUGCACUGCUGCAGGUGUCCCAGGCUAUACACCACAAGUAUCUGAAAAGACCUCUAGGUUUAGACGACAAAGAACGUAAAGACCGUGAAGCAAAGAACAAAUCACUCGACUUAGAAGCGCUGGAAAGAUGGGAGGUGUCACUCAUGGAGUGCAGAAGCUUCGCCCAGGUGGUCCUCCAUCUCCUGACCUUGGAUUCCAGUAUCACCUGGUCCGCCAGCAUACUGAAUGCCAGCUGCAGGAUCUGCCGAAGGAAGACUGACCCUGAUAAUAUGCUGCUCUGUGACGGAUGCAAUAAGGGACACCAUUUAUACUGUCUCAAGCCUAAACUAUCGAAAGUACCAGACGGUGACUGGUUCUGUGACCAGUGCCGACCUAGAGAGAAGACGCCGAGGAGAAAGAGGAAGCUGUUCAGUGAUGAUGACCUUGAAGAUGACCUUGACAACAGUGUGGGCGUGGCUGAAGGCGACGUGGGCGUGGCUGACGGUGAUGUGGGCGGGGCUAGUCUGGAGUGGGGGUCUGUGUGUGGCGCAUGCGGCAGUGGUGGCCGUCUGGCUGCAUCAUGCCGAGCUUGCGGAGCACGAUGCCAUGCAGAGUGCGUCUCACAGAGACGAGCACUAUGCAAUACAUGCACCAGUAAUGGAUCACGCAGAGAGCACACUGUCCGUCGGUGCGCGGCGACAGCCAUCAACAACAUCCAUGAAUACGCGCGGGUGCUCGACGCGCCGUUGGAUACAUCGGAUUCUGAAGAUAGUGAAUAUAACACAGCGUUGGUCAAAUUGAAAAAACGUAAGUCCCGGAGCAGUAAAGAUGAAUCACCAGUACCAAAUGGUGCUAAGAGAGGGCGCAAGCCUAAAAAUAUGAUGAAUGGUACACCGGGCAGGAAACCUAAAUCUCUUACAAAUGGUCAUCAUGAUGAGACAGUUGUGAGGAAGCGGUCCAGCCGCCGGGAGCCCUCAGUCAGCUUGCACACGGACAAGCUGGAGAUGUUACUACAAGAUGCCAUCAAACACAAGGACGCAUGGCCCUUCAUAGAACCUGUUUCUACUGAUGAUGUGCCAGAUUAUCUGGAUGUAAUCAGUGAGCCGAUGGACUUAACCUUAGUGCGAGAGAAGCUGUGCGAUGGACAGUACUCAGCAGACGCUGACCUGCUGGCAGACGUCGCCCUCGUCUUCCACAACUGCUUCACCUAUAAUAAGGAUACGCAUCCUGUCGCCAAAGCUGGCUACCGAUUAGAGAAGUAUAUAAUAAAGCGUUGCAUAGAACUGGACCUGCCACCUCUGUCACCAACUGUACUUGAUGAAGAAGUAGAAGAACCAAUCAAGAGGAAGUAUCAAGAUGAUAUCGAUGAGGAUCCAAAAAUGAAGAGAGCGAAACUCAAGUGAUAUACAUGGUCCCAUCUUUCGGACUAUGUUGUUUAUUGAAGACAGUUUUAGUGAUUGUGUUUGUGAUUAGUGUGACAGAUUCAGAUUUCAAGGUUUUGUAUUCAUUAUCUUAAUAUAUAAAACUAGCUUUUACCCGCGACACCGUCCGCGCGGAAUUAAAAAAUAGAA